AGAACAUCCACUCAUAAUUAUCACACACGCUAAGCGACUGAGGGGAGGGAGAGAGAUCUCGACUCACCCAAACCCACCCUUUCUCCGUUCUCCUUCGCGAGAGGAGAGAUCUCUAUCAGUUUUUGGUGUUUCCCGAAUCGCGCAUCCAAGUCCGACGGGCGAGACGAGGAAUACUGAUCCACCGAUCCAAUCCCAAGCGGAGGGGGAGGAGGAGGAGGAGGAGGAGAAGAAAAGGCGAAGGGGGGAAGAAAUCCUAGAUCCGUUGUUUUCUCCUCGUAAUUUUCUUGUAAUUUGUUCUUGGAGGGGUAGAUCUGAAAGAGCAAGGAGAAAUGAGCGAGGGAGGGUUUCUCGACAUCCAGCCGACGGAGCUCAAAUUCCCUUUCGAGUUGAAGAAGCAGAGCUCAUGUUCCAUGCAGCUGAUUAACAAGACAGAUCAAUAUGUUGCCUUCAAAGUUAAAACAACCAACCCGAAGAAAUAUUGUGUCCGCCCUAAUACUGGGGUCGUCUUACCCAGGUCCACCUGUGAUGUCACCGUCACGAUGCAAGCACAAAAGGAGGCUCCACCUGACAUGCAAUGCAAAGACAAGUUCCUACUUCAGAGUGUUAUCGCAGAAAAUGGUGUGACGACCAAGGACAUAACAUCCGAAAUGUUCAAUAAAGAACCCGGUAAGGUUGUUGAUGAGUACAAGCUGCGGGUAGUAUGUGUUCCUGCUAGUCCUCCCUCACCUGUUCCUGAGGAAUCAGAAGAAGGAUCCUCACCAAGGUUGUCAACAUUUGAAAAUGGGGCCCAAAGUUUAAAAACACUUGAUUCUGUAUCAAGAGCUAAUGAACCCCCAAGAGAGAAAUCAUCGGAGGCAUUGGCUAUGAAUUCAAAAUUGCCCGAAGAGAAAAAUUCUGCCAUUCAGCAAAAUCAGAAGCUCCGACAGGAACUGGAUCAGCUGAGAAAAGAACUCAACGGGCACUAUGGCAGCUUCAGUGUCACAUUUGUAGUCUUGGUGGGUCUUCUAGGUGCUCUUAUUGGGUAUAUCAUCAAGAAGUCAUAGAACAGAAGACAAAAAUGAUGAGUCUACCACAUGAGCAAGGUACCCAACUAAAAUGUUAUUUUUCUUCUCUUCUUGUUCUUUCUCUAGCCAUCAUGGACUCUUGUAGUAUACUCCCAUUGUUGUUAACUUGUUAUGAAGGGAGCUGUUUUGUGCAUCUUGUUUUAGAUUGAAAUAUCCGUAUUGGUGAUGGUAAGGACCUUCAGAUACAAUUUUGUGAAUGCUAACUUGGACUUCUUUCAUA
Messenger RNA from Musa acuminata subsp. malaccensis (wild Malaysian banana), 1284 nucleotides. Its product is annotated as vesicle-associated protein 1-3. The record is from RefSeq and is a predicted model, not a curated record. Gene Ontology annotation, cellular component: endoplasmic reticulum membrane; plasma membrane. Gene Ontology annotation, biological process: endoplasmic reticulum membrane organization. Lineage: Eukaryota; Viridiplantae; Streptophyta; Magnoliopsida; Zingiberales; Musaceae.